Messenger RNA from Meriones unguiculatus (Mongolian gerbil), 3746 nucleotides. RefSeq names its product dihydrolipoamide S-acetyltransferase (gene Dlat). Gene Ontology annotation, biological process: pyruvate decarboxylation to acetyl-CoA. The transcript has 14 exons. Gene Ontology annotation, cellular component: pyruvate dehydrogenase complex. The record is from RefSeq and is a predicted model, not a curated record. Gene Ontology annotation, molecular function: dihydrolipoyllysine-residue acetyltransferase activity. Lineage: Eukaryota; Metazoa; Chordata; Mammalia; Rodentia; Muridae. Bases 1 to 1932 code for a protein of 643 amino acids.
AUGUGGCGCGUCUGUGCGCGGCGGGCGCAGAGUGCAGUGCCCAGGGCCGGGCUCGGGGCUCGGUGGGCAGCCUUGAAGGAAGGCCCCAGGACCCCUUGCGGGAGCCCGCGGACCAGCCCCGCCGCGGCUGGAUGCAGCAACGGGACCCCGAGCUAUGGGGUCCGCCUGCUGUGCAGCUGGAGCUCCGGCUCUGGCACCGCGCCCCGUAACCGUUUACUGCGGCAGCUCCUGGGGUCGCCCGGCCGCCGCUCUUACAGCCUCCCUCCGCACCAGAAGGUUCCAUUGCCUUCCCUUUCCCCAACGAUGCAAGCAGGCACCAUAGCCCGCUGGGAAAAAAAAGAAGGUGAAAAAAUUAAUGAGGGUGAUCUCAUUGCAGAGGUUGAAACUGAUAAAGCCACUGUUGGAUUUGAGAGCUUGGAGGAGUGCUAUAUGGCAAAGAUCCUUGUUGCUGAAGGGACCAGAGAUGUUCCAGUUGGAUCCGUCAUCUGUAUCACAGUUGAAAAGCCUGAGGAUAUUGAGGCCUUUAAAAAUUAUACAUUGGAUUCAGCGACAGCAACUCCGCAGGCAGCUCCAGCCCCAGCCCCAGCCCCAGCUCCAGCCGCUGCACCAGCUACAUCUUCUGCAAGGGCUCCUGGUAGCUCCUUACCUACCCACAUGCAGGUACUUCUUCCUGCCCUCUCCCCCACCAUGACCAUGGGCACGGUCCAGAGAUGGGAAAAGAAAGUGGGUGAGAAGCUAAGUGAAGGAGACUUACUGGCAGAGAUAGAGACUGACAAGGCCACUAUAGGCUUUGAAGUACAAGAAGAAGGUUAUCUGGCAAAAAUCCUUAUCCCUGAAGGCACAAGGGAUGUUCCGCUAGGAACUCCACUUUGUAUCAUAGUAGAAAAACAGGAAGAUAUAGCAGCAUUUGCAGAUUAUAGGCCAACGGAAGUGACCAGCUUAAAGCCGCAGGCACCACCACCUGUCCCACCCCCGGUAGCAGCUGUUCCUCCCACUCCCCAGCCCUCAGUGCCUACACCCUCAGCUGCUCCUGCUGGACCAAAGGGAAGAGUGUUUGUUAGCCCUCUUGCAAAGAAGUUGGCAGCAGAGAAAGGGAUUGACCUCACCCAAGUUAAAGGGACGGGACCAGAAGGCAGAAUCAUCAAGAAGGACAUUGACUCUUUCGUGCCUUCUAAGGCUGCUCCUGCUGCAGCAGCUGCCAUGACUCCCCCGGGUCCAACAGUGGCUCCAGCUCCUUCGGGUGUCUUCACAGAUAUCCCCAUCAGCAACAUUCGUCGAGUGAUUGCGCAGAGGCUGAUGCAGUCGAAGCAGACCAUACCUCAUUAUUACCUAUCUAUUGAUGUAAAUAUGGGAGAGGUGCUGUUGGUACGGAAAGAGCUCAAUAAGAUGCUUGAAGGGAAAGGAAAAAUCUCCGUCAAUGACUUCAUCAUAAAAGCUUCAGCUCUGGCUUGUCUGAAAGUCCCUGAAGCAAACUCAUCUUGGAUGGACACAGUCAUAAGACAAAACCAUGUGGUUGAUGUCAGCGUUGCUGUUAGUACCCCUGCAGGACUUAUCACUCCUAUUGUGUUUAACGCACACAUAAAAGGACUGGAAACCAUUGCGAAUGAUGUUGUUUCUUUAGCAUCCAAAGCCAGAGAGGGUAAACUUCAGCCUCAUGAGUUUCAGGGUGGAACAUUUACAAUCUCCAAUUUGGGGAUGUUUGGAAUUAAGAAUUUCUCUGCAAUUAUCAACCCACCUCAGGCAUGUAUUUUGGCAAUUGGUGCUUCAGAGGAUAAACUGCUCCCAGCAGAUAAUGAAAAAGGCUUUGAUGUGGCUAGCAUGAUGUCUGUUACACUCAGCUGUGAUCACCGAGUUGUGGAUGGAGCAGUUGGAGCCCAGUGGCUUGCUGAAUUCAAAAAGUACCUUGAAAAGCCUAUGACCAUGUUGUUAUAAUUUACCCAAGAUCUACACUCUCUGCUGACAUUAUAUUUAUAUGUUAUUAAACAGAUGGUUCUUUUAAAGUUUCACUAGUUAUUUUAUUAUUGAGUUGGUCCAGAUAAUUUAUUUGUAAUAGCCAUUAGUGAAUCUUUUUAAAAUACCAGUUACACCCAAGUAAUGUACCCCUUUAUAAUUAACUUCAGUUUAAAGCUGUAUACUUCUGAUGACAGGACAUGUGGCUAAAUCUGCUGCCAAGUCCUUGCUGGGGUGCGGGAUGAGUGGGAUUAUGGUCCCCUGCAGACAGGCUCAUAAAAGUACCCCGGGUGAGGCCUUGCAGUUGAGGGCUUGAUUCGGCUUAGUGUGAGGGGACAAAGUCAUGAAAAUUAUUUCUUACAAAAAGAGUUUGAACUGAAGCUUUAUUUUGCAAUCAAACCCUAGUUAAAGUUUCCUAUUACAUGAUCUUCGUUUAUCAUUCAUGAGAACUUCAAGGAAAAUAAGUGAAACUUUAAGAGUCAGCAUUUUCUCAGACCUUUUCAACCAACAGUUAUUUUUAUAUGAAUCUCUAAAUAAAAAAAAGCUUUUCCUUCCUUGAGAUAGAUAUAAGCUAGCUUCUUGGUAUAAAUGAGAAUUUAUGUAUUUAUUUAUAAAUAAUUUCAAUGUAUAAUUUGAGAAUUCUGAAGUUUCCUCCAAAUAAAAGGACAUGCUUAUUGAAAUGAACAAGUUGUAGAAAUAGAAUUUUCAUUUUGAGAUGAACUGGAUGUUGAUUGUAAAUGAACCCAAUUUUCACAUGUUAUUACUCAAUUGGAGAACUCUGAAUGACUAUGGAAUGUAUAUGGGAUAAGUGUACAUAUGUAAUAUAUGGUUUUAGAGUUGUAUAUGUGCCAAAGUCCAUUUAUCACCAGAUCUUGCCUGAAAAGAAAUGAAGAAAGGAUGUUAGUGGACACUUCACAGUGUCUAAAUGGGCAUCUGGCACGUAGUCUCCGCUACUCAGAGCAGUAAAGGAGGAGGAUAGUUGGACAACAUAGCAAGAGUCUAUCUCAAUACAACAAACAGAAAUGAUGCCCACAAUAACAAAGUGUGUACUGACAAGUGUUUGCUUUCUCACCCCAGUCCUGUCUUGUGUAAAAUAACAGCUCUAAGACCCUGUUGGAGGGAAAAACUUUAAUAGGUGUUUCCCUUAGCAGCCUACGUGCUCUUUUCGUUUUACUAUGCUUUACCUUUCUUUUGGAGGGAAGCAGGGCUGAUAUUCAGGGUAGUAGAAAUGCAUUGGGAACAUUAUCACAAUUCCAGACUUCCUGCUGAUGUGAUGUGUUUUAAUAAAUGUGGGAUUAUUUGUGACUUUAAAAUAACCCUUCCUUUGUGUGUAAUAUGUGGGUAAUGAAGUGUUUCAUUGGUGUUGAAUCUGUUUCUAAAUGUUCAUUAUUACAUGGUGCACAAGUGACACUCCAAACAGUCCACAAACAUCCGAUUGCUGCUGUGUUACUGUAAAGACAGUCCAGUGGAGUGGCCUGCCUCCUCAGCACUGAGUUAUUCUAGGUUGCACUGAAAACUGUACAGAAAGACCAUGCUUGUCACAAGGGUCCAUCAUUAGCACAAGCCAAAUCCGAUCAAAUGUUGAAACUGAAAAAUGACUCAUUCUUUGCUAAUGCUCUAUUGUUCCCUUGAAAGAAAAAUAAAAGGUUGUCAUUUGACAAAAUGUUCUCAGUUAAGACUUACUCUCACCUGUAAUCUAAAUCUGGGCUCAGCAUAGUAACUGAAAGAAGUUAGAAACAGUGUUUUGGGUCAAAAACCAUUGUUUAAAAAUUAAAUAUGUUUUCAGUGUGUCUGAA